AUGGUGUCGCGGCUGUGGGCGCACGAGGGCCAUCUGCGUGAGCAGCUGGGCGCGGUGCGUUUCGAGUUCGAUUUGCAGGCCCGCGAGGGCGGCAUCGAUUGGUCGGUGCGCCGGGUGUGGGCGUUCGGGCUGCUGCCGCUGCCCAGGCGCUGGUUUGGCGGCGUGCGCUGCCGCGAAGCGGGGCAGGGGCAGGGGCAGCGUUACACUUUCCGGGCUGGCUCGAACCGCAGUGAAGCCGCCGCCGCCGACGGUGCGGUGAUCGUGUUCGACGGUGUCUGCGCACUGUGCAACCGCUGGGUGCGCUUCCUGCUGCGCUUCGACCGCAAGGGCCGCUAUCGCUUCGCGGCGAUGCAGGGCGCCCAGGGCAGUGCGCUGCUGCGCGCGCAUGGACUGGAUCCGCAGGACCCACGGUCAUUCCUGCUGCUGGAUGCGCAGGGCGCAUGGACAGACACCGAUGCGAUCCUGCGCGUGCUGGCCGGGUUGGGCGGCGCCUGGCGCCUGAGCGGUGUGCUGCGUGCGCUACCGCGAAGCUUGCGUGAUGCGGCGUAUGGGGUGCUGGCGCGCAAUCGUUACCGCUGGUUCGGGCGGCAUGACGCCUGCCUUUUGCCGCCGCCAGAACAGGCCGCGCGCUUCCUGGAUUGA
Cylicocyclus nassatus is the source of this 642-nucleotide messenger RNA. Lineage: Eukaryota; Metazoa; Nematoda; Chromadorea; Rhabditida; Strongylidae. The record is from the annotation of a GenBank genome assembly.